AUGUUCUGCGCCAUCUCCGGAGAACCACCAAAGGUGCCGCUGGUAUCCAAAAAGAGCGGUCUCGUGUACGAACAGCGACUCAUCCACAAGUACAUCAACGACAAUGGAAAGGACCCCGUCACUGGUGAUACGCUCGAAUUGGACGACCUGAUCGAGAUCAAGUCAAGUCCCAAAACUGCGGUCCCACGCCCACCACAGCACAGCUCGAUCCCAUCUCUGCUCACAUCUCUGCAAAACGAGUAUGAUGCCAUCAUUCUCGAGACUUUCACGCUCAAAAAGCACUACGACAACUUGCGGCAGGAGUUGGCACACGCUCUGUACGCCAACGAUGCCAGCGCACGAGUGAUCGCACGCUUGCUCAACGAGAGAGAUCAGGCGAGGGAAGCGUUGGCAAGCAUUCAGGGCACCAUCGGUGCAGGACCUUCGUCGUCGCGAGCCGCACAAGACGUUGAGAUGUCAGACUCGGCGCACGGCGAGAAUGGGUCCAAUGCUGCUUUGACGAGCGCAAAUGGCUUGCCAGCCGACAUUGUUGACAAGAUCGACUCGACUGCACAAAGGCUGUCGUCCCAGCGAAGGGCGAAGGCGAAGCGCAAGGCGCCGGAUGCAUAUGCGACGCAGGCCACCGUACCAAACUUUGCAGAAGUGCAGAAGUUGCCAUCCAUGCACCACGCCAAACCUGCGGGCGUGUCCUGUCUCGCUCUGUCCGCAGACGGUAGCGUCGUUGUGACGGGAGGUAACGAUAAGAACGUUCAGGUGUAUGACCGCAAGGAGGAUCAAGUGCUCGCGACACUCAAAGGGCACUCCAAGCGUAUCACCCAAGUGGCCAUUACCGGCAUCUCUGACGCGCCUAUCGGAUCUGAAGCCGCGACCGAUGCGGCGGUGCUGCCGAGCUACAUUGUUUCUGCCAGCGAGGAUGGGAAAGUCAAAGUAUGGGAGCCGAGCGGCGCGACUGGUGCCAAGGCGCAAGCGUAUGCGCUCUCGAGCACCUCAGAAGCACACAAGAGCGAAGUGACGGGUGUCGACAUCCACCCCUCGGAAGCGUUCUACGGCUCUGCGGGUCGUGACGGCACCAUCUCGUUCCGUUCCCUCGCCGAUGGCUCCGACCUUCUCCUCAUCAACGCCGACCUCGGCGAUUCGUACGAAUCCUUCGCAUUCCAUCCAGACGGCCAGCUCGCCGCCACCGGCACAUCCGCCGGCGCCAUCCGCAUCUGGGAAGUCAAAUCCGGCGCCAACGCCUCGACCAUCCAAACCGAGCUUCCCGGUCGAGUUUCUUCGCUCCACUUUAGCGAGAAUGGCUACUAUCUCGCUGCAGCCAGCGAAGAGGGCAAGCAAGUCGAAGUGUGGGAUCUGCGAAAGCUCACCGCUGUCGGAAAGCUCGCCAUCGAGGAGGAAGGAAAGACGGGCGUGUCUGCGGUCAGAUUCGACCCUUCGCUUCAGUUUUUGGCUGUGACGACCGACAGCAUCAAUGUGUACGCGAACAAGUCGUGGAACCAUCUGGUCAAGCUGGAAGGGUUGGAGAGGUUGACAGGGUUGGCAUGGGAUGCCAAGGACGGAAGUGUGGUCGUUUCUAGUCUCGACCGUACUGUCCGAAGCUUCAGCACCGCUGCUUGA
Molecule: messenger RNA, 1611 nt
Organism: Pseudozyma hubeiensis SY62
Lineage: Eukaryota; Fungi; Basidiomycota; Ustilaginomycetes; Ustilaginales; Ustilaginaceae
Exons: 2
Coding region: 1-1611 (536 amino acids)
Biological process (GO): protein ubiquitination; DNA repair; mRNA splicing, via spliceosome
Cellular component (GO): cytoplasm; U2-type catalytic step 1 spliceosome; Prp19 complex
Molecular function (GO): ubiquitin protein ligase activity; protein binding
Source: RefSeq, a predicted model, not a curated record